AUGCUGAAAAACAAAGUGACAAAAAGGAAAGUCACUAAAGAACAGACCGAAGAAGAUCCAGAACAAUCGAUAGCGAUACGAAGAAGAGCGCAUACCAUAUCUAACGAGCCUAGACCGAAAGGUAGGCCAGUAGGAGCCAAAACGAAUAAAGGAAAACCGCAGCUGGAUCAUAGCACUGUAGUGGAAAGAACGAGAAGUAAAAGGCCUGUGACUACGACGUCGAAAUACAAUAAGAAUGUUCGCCCAAAUGCUACUAAUACUGAAAUACAUGAGAAAACCUGGGCGCCAGCCGAUAAAGAAAAGAUGCUGUCGAAAAGAGUUCAAGAACUAAAGAAUUACGAAGCGGAACUUUCCACAGACGACUCAAGUACAAAACCCAUUGAGGAGACCCAACAGAGAAAACGACUGACCAACCAAAACUAUCAAUCCGUGACAAGUACUUCCGGAAUAGAAAUAGUUGUAAAUAAAAAUGCAAAUGAGGACGAGAAACGAAAGUCGAAUCGUCCAAAAGCUACCUCUCCGAAAUUACAUUGGCGCGUGCAAGAAAUUUUAAACCGAUUGGACCGAGAGAGUCAAAGCUCGAUUAUGUCAGACACUGAGCCGGAUGUGAGCGAACUACGGCCCAGUUCCUCGAGACGUUUUGUGAUGUCCUCCACUGGUGUAGAGGACAGGGACGCGAAAGAAGCUCAUGACAGUACAGACAACCGGGCUCCCAUAGAGGACCCGCGAUAUAGCGGACUAAGGAGAGGUAAAGAUACGGAAAUAGAAGCAAGUGAGGAUCAAGAAUCCCAAACGAAGAGCCCGAAGAUAAAUAAGUCAAGUCGUACGACGACUGAGGAAGUCCUAUCCGAAACAACCGAAGAGUUAAUUGAAAUACCGAUCACUGGACCCCAAACUAGUGCAAGUUCUGAGAAACCUGAGGACGAAAUCUCCAAGGAAAACGCAGACAGCGCAGGUCGAGGUGACGACGAUAAUUUAGAGAAGGGACCAAAGACCAGUCUGACACCUGACGAAGUCUGGACGUCGGUAGAGAAAUUCGAAGCCAGUCUAUGUCGACAUAGGAGCUUGGUCAACGUAUCGCACUUUUGGGACGAUUUGGGUCUAGCUCAAGACAACAAAACCAUAGAAAUGCCUUCUCAUUUUUCAGACGGUGACGAACCGCCUCCAGAAAUACAGGAAACACUAUAG
This is a messenger RNA of Phymastichus coffea, 1188 nucleotides long. RefSeq lists its product as uncharacterized. NCBI's taxonomy places the organism in Eukaryota, Metazoa, Arthropoda, Insecta, Hymenoptera, Eulophidae. The record is from RefSeq and is a predicted model, not a curated record. The coding region runs from base 1 to 1188 and encodes 395 amino acids. The transcript has a single exon.